Messenger RNA from Siniperca chuatsi (mandarin fish), 3118 nucleotides. RefSeq names its product putative fibroblast growth factor 1. The transcript has 3 exons. Gene Ontology annotation, cellular component: cytoplasm. Gene Ontology annotation, biological process: positive regulation of cell population proliferation; positive regulation of gene expression; cell differentiation. The record is from RefSeq and is a predicted model, not a curated record. The coding region runs from base 930 to 1538 and encodes 202 amino acids. Gene Ontology annotation, molecular function: growth factor activity; fibroblast growth factor receptor binding. NCBI's taxonomy places the organism in Eukaryota, Metazoa, Chordata, Actinopteri, Centrarchiformes, Sinipercidae.
ACUGGUCUGUCUUUCACUUUCCUUCUCCCUCUCUCAUUCCUCUCUUCCUCCCUCUGUUUCUUAUGCCUCUCCAAGACAUUCCAGAUGUGGGCUAGCCUGGCUCUAUUGCAGUUAUACUCUACCUCUGGCUACAAAUGAUAACAAAGACCAGAGUUGUACAGUACCACUGCUUGGCUGGGUCCUUCACUGCUUCCCUGCUCCUUUUCUAUUUGACAGGACAGACUUAAUGACAGCCACUGCUGCUCUGGGAUCGCUACCCUCCAGGAUAUUGAGAUUACACUGACAUUGUGGCUUUAAAGUGGGCUUGAUUGUUUUUUGGAUAAGCUUUUGAGGAAGCAGACAGUCCAAGGGUAAGCCUGACAGGGCUGGAUGGAUUCAAGUUCCACAAGUGGAAAGAUUUCAAGUGUUUGGCUGCUGGAGAUUUGUUUGACUGUAAAAUGUAGUCAGCUAAAGCCAACUGAAUUCAGGGUGUUAAUACAAAACAUUUUUGCCUCAAACAAUGUGAGGAAAAUGGCUAUUGUGUUUCACUUGUAGAUUACAAUGUGAUGUGUCAAACUGUAGCAUAUACUUAUUAGACUACUGCUGGCACUUGCAACAUUUCCAGCAGGGAGUAAAACCAUUAGAGCAAAUUUUCUGUCCUUCGUCCACAUGUUUAUUUUGUUGUCUGGCCUUGCACUGAUUCCAGGUGAAAGUUACAUCACUGCAUCUGGAAAUUAUUACCACAAAGAAAGAAUCUAAGUGAUGUUCGGUCGGAAAACAAGUUUGGUCAUGUGGCGGCUCUGCCUGGCCUCCAUCCAGAUCUGAUUCCCCGGCUGGUUUCAUCAGAAAAAGAGUACCUUAAAAGGUUGACAGAGAGAAACAGAGAGACAGACAGAGGGAGAAAGUGAUUGAAGGAGGCUGGGGAAGGGAGCAUUUCCCGUAAUCACAUCAUGAAGGCGGCGCUGUCCUCCCCUUCCUGUUUUCUUUCGUGUCUCAGGCACAGUCCAGGUGACAUGAGCAGUGAAUGCGGUGGAUCUCCUCUGUCGUUGCAGACACAGGGACAUCACUCUGCUUCGUCCAAGCCUAAAACUCUCUGUAGGAUGUCUGAGGGAGAUGUUACAGUGCUGCCGUUUGGAUCUGCGUCUCUGGACCUGUCCAGGCAGGAGCACCGGACACUGACCAGACUGUACAGCCAGAACGGAGGAUAUCACCUGAGGAUUUUACCAGAUGGAACAGUGAGUGGUGGCAGGAAGGACAAUGACCCUUAUGACAUCCUGAGGCUGAAGGCUGUGAGAGUAGGAGUGGUAGUCAUCAAGGGUGAGAUGACAGGAAGGUACCUGGCUAUGAACAAAAAUGGACGCCUCUAUGGAUCACAAGCACUGAACGAUGAGUGUUACUUCCUGGAGAAGUAUGAAGAAAACCACUACAACACAUAUUGUUCUCAGAAGUACAACUGGUAUGUUGGGCUGAAGAGGAACGGCAAACCCAAAGCAGGACCAGACACCCACCAGGGUCAGAAGGCCAUCUUUUUCCUCCCAAGGCCCGCAGGCAACAUGUAAAGCAACCAGGAACCAUGGACACGCUCACUGAAGUCUUUAAAUGCACAUUAAAAGUGCAGUUUUACGCUGGGCAAAGUAUUCAGAGGUCACUAAAAUCAGUACAAUAGGGCAGUAAAGCCUUAGGCAAACAUAAUGCUGUUGUUACAGUUAGUUUAAUGUUAAUAACCUAAAUGUUUGUUUAUUCCUCUUGUUUAUGCAGGGAAUAUGUGAUCGGGCUAACUGUAUAUGAUGAUUAGAGAGAUAUGAGCUAAUAUCCAGAAUACUUUCUGCCUCUAAGCACAUAUACACCCUUUCACUGCAGACAGAAAAUGUGUGCGGUAUCAGUGAAUGUCAGUCUUGAUAAAUGGUUGUUCACUUUGAACCCAAGUAUGAAAUACCACUGCUGGAAGCCAGCAAUGGACCACUUUUACUCAGAAAUAGUUUUGGAAUUGAUCACGUCUAGCACAAAGGAAACCAACAAGGCAGUAAAAAUAAAAAAGUCGACCAUCUGGCGUUGAAUUAAAACUCAAGCAACCAAAGUCUACAGUGCCGGGAAUAAUAGCAGUAAUAACAUUAUUUCAGUGCCUUGCUUAACAGUACUUCAGUAGGGCGGAUGUUUGCUGACUGAGGGUUACCAGUAACCAUCGUUUGAUCUGCUGAACCCUGUUUGGUGCCCAUUUCUAUAACCACUUGUGUUCUGUCUGAAAUGUCAGCAAAUUCAAAAGGUCAUUUUAUGAAAGCUAUGAAAGUUUCUUCACACAAAUGUCUGCUGGUGAUAAAACAGACUAAAAUUUAAAACAUCAAAGUGUGUCCACAAGGAUUAUAGUUUUCAAGUUUACUUUAAGUUUCAAUUUUAGGUCAACGGACAAAGUUGAUAUGACAUAAUCUUAGUGCUAAAAUGCUCCUCUUGGAAACAGCAACCCUUGUUCAUGAUAGGGUUCGCCAUGACAACAGUGAAACAUUUGUAUAAUUAUAUUGUAUCAUUAUCUUGUUAUUAUGUGCCCAGGUCAGCUGACAGUCUUCAAGGUUGUUUCAGUAAUCAGUGAAGUCACUGUUGAGUUGUAUGUUUAGGGACAGGAGGACCCAAAGAAGAACAUCUUGGUGACAACAAAUACUCAAGUGUGGAUUAUUUGAUUUUAGUUAUAAGGAGGCAGAGACGGACCAACUACUGACCAUUCUGCCCUGGACCACAAGUCACAAAAAGCUUCCUUUCACUGGCUCUGCUUCACAGCCCAACAGAUCUUUCUGUAGACAUAUUUGUUUGUUUUUUUUUGUAGAAACACGUUACUGUAACAUUAUACUAGGUUAAAUUACUAUUGUGAAUAAUUAUUUAUAAAGUUUUAUUACUAAUAAAAUUUUAUUCUUCUGAACAUUGUAAUGGACAUUUUCGAAAUAAUAAUUUACACAUACAUUGUGAAGGAGCAAAAAGGUAAUAUGAUCACCUUUUCACAAAGUAAUACAUAUUGUAUUAAGAGUAUUUAAAUGCAUGAAAUAAGUCUGCAUUAUUAUGCAUAAAAAAUGAAUUGUUUGUUUGAUUUACUAUAACUAUGACUAUUGUUCUUCCUAAAACAUAGACAUGUGAAUAAAAGUUUAUAACUGUA